Messenger RNA from Aspergillus homomorphus CBS 101889, 2778 nucleotides. Its product is annotated as cyclic nucleotide-binding domain protein. Bases 1 to 2778 code for a protein of 925 amino acids. The record is from RefSeq and is a predicted model, not a curated record. NCBI's taxonomy places the organism in Eukaryota, Fungi, Ascomycota, Eurotiomycetes, Eurotiales, Aspergillaceae. The transcript is spliced from 2 exons. Gene Ontology annotation, molecular function: protein binding; protein-containing complex binding.
AUGCGCCGCCAUGGCAGGGCCAGCGGAGGCUCGACCAAGGCCGUCACGCCUAUCUCCGAAACCGCAUCCCUGCUACAUUCGUUCGACUCGGUGACCAAUCCUAAUCGUCCUGUCCGGCCGUCACCGUUGACCUCGUCGAGCAUCCGCGCUUUGCCGCUAGACCUCGUCGACCGAUUGCGCUCCUUCCCUCUUUUCCAAUCCACUCCAGAGUCAUUCCUGAUCGAUGUCGGCCAGCAUCUUCGCCCCCAGCUCCAACAAGCCAAUGACUAUAUCCUGACGGAGGGUGACGAAUCCAAGGCGAUCUACUGGUUGGUCCGGGGUGCAGUCUCGGUGACUUCUCGCGAUGGCGAGAGUGUGUAUGCAGAUCUCGAAGCAGGUUCGUUCUUUGGCGAGAUCGGCGUACUGAUGGACCGCCCACGGACAGCAACCAUUGUCGCCCGCACCAGAUGCUUGCUGGUCGUUUUGACCAAGGAGGAUUUCACCCAAAUCCUCCCCCGCUUUCCUGACGUGGAGCGGGCGAUUCGAGACGAGGCGCAGGAAAGAUUGAUGAUUCUGGAGAAAAAGAAGAAGGAAACAUCUGUACCGGUGGUCGAGCCUGGGAGCCCGGCUAGAAGAGGCUCGAAGAGAGUGAGGGACACAUUUUCUGGAGACCUCAAUCUCAGCGAGCAGGACGGCAGGUCUUUGACGUCCGUCAACAAAAAACGGAAAUCUCCCAGCCCUGGCUUGGCUGACGGAUCCUCCAGUGCACUGGCGAAUGGACUAGUCAAUGUCCGCCUUCUGCUCAAGGAAUUACCAUUGUUUGCCGGCUUGCCGCCAGAUAUCCUCCACUUUUUGGGACUCAAUGCGCAACCUCGAUCCUACCCCCCUUUCACCGAUAUCAUCAAACAAGACUCCCAAGGACGCGAGAUAUACUUCAUUGUCCGCGGCGAAGUGGAGGUUCUAUCGGAGCGAGCGGACGCACAGCAUACGCAGUCCCUGCCCAAGACCAUUGAACAUCCAGGUUUCGAAGUGAAAGCACGGCUGAAACAAGGUCAGUAUUUUGGGGAGGUAGUAAGUCUGUCGCUAGCACCUCGAAGAACCGCUACUGUGCGGUCUAUCAGUGCCGUAGAGUGUUUGAUGAUAAGCGGAGAGGUGUUGGCUGAAUUUUGGGAGAGAUGUCCUCAGAAGGUCCGCCAGCAGGUCGAACAAACCGCUAAGGAGCGGCUCCAAUCCGCUUCUGAUGGCGAUGUUGUCAUGGCAGACGAUGGGGGCGUUGAGCCUUACGCUAAUCACAUGGAUGUCGAUGAAAAUUUCAAGUUAAGGGCAUCUCGGAGACAGUCCAUGCCCCUCCUAACUCUCACUGAAACGGAGUUAGACAGCACACCGAGACCCAAUGGUGUAGAUGAGCAGGCUCUCUUACGCCCAUCGGAUCCCGAUCCGUUCUUAAACAUUGGCUUGGAUAAAGUCCGCCUUCGAAGUCGACGUGGGUCUGUUGCCCCAAUAACUCCGGAGGAAGUUUCCGGAGAGCAGCAGCGGCCAUCAACUCCUUCUUCCGAGCCGCGGUCCACGAGCUCAUCCUUUCUCACCCUACCAGGAACCCCUAGACUUUCCACAUCCCAGGAAAGCCCCCGUGUACCCCGCCAGGAUAACCAUGGCGCGCUUCCUGACAACCUACUUACCAAGGUCUUUCGGCAUAUGGAGCUCCAUGAUCUUCUACGUCUCCGAGCUGUCUCGAUGCACUGGUCCGAGCUCCUAAGCACAUCCACUGAACUCCUCCAUCGCCUCGACUUAAGCGUAUAUAAUCGGUGUAUUACCGAUGAUGUCCUCGUGAAAAUCAUUUGCCCGUUUGUUGGCAACAGACCUCGCUACAUCAACAUUAGUAAUUGUUUUCAUAUCACAGACGAGGGAUUCAGCAAACUGGUUGCUGUAUGUGGUUUCAAUGUUACUACCUGGAAGAUGAAGAGUGUCUGGGAUGUCACGGGAUCGGCCAUCCUUGACAUGGCCAGCAAAGCAACCGGGUUACAAGAGGUUGACCUAAGCAACUGUCGGAAGGUUGGAGACACGCUGUUGGCGCGGAUUGUAGGUUGGGUCGUGCCUAGCCACCAUAAGCCCAGUGAAGACCCUACGAAGUCUGGCAAAGGAACCUUGAAACCUACCAAGCAGACUGCGGCCGGUACCGUGUACGGCUGUCCUGAACUGAAGAAAUUGACCUUGUCCUACUGCAAACAUGUCACCGACCGCUCAAUGCAUCACAUUGCAUCGCAUGCUGCCUCUAGAAUCGAGGAGAUGGACCUCACUCGCUGCACGACUAUCACAGACCAAGGUUUCCAGUAUUGGGGCAACGCGCAAUUUACCAAUCUGAGGAGGCUAUGUCUAGCAGACUGUACAUAUUUGACUGACAAUGCUAUUGUCUACCUGACUAAUGCCGCCAAACAACUUCAGGAACUGGAUUUGUCUUUUUGCUGCGCACUAUCAGAUACUGCGACAGAGGUACUCGCUCUACAAUGCUCCAAUUUGACCUACCUUAAUAUGUCUUUCUGCGGUUCUGCGAUCUCUGAUCCUUCCCUGCGCAGCAUUGGACUCCAUCUUUUGCAUCUCAAACGCCUUUCAGUUCGUGGCUGUGUUCGAGUCACUGGCGCUGGUGUUGAGGCUGUGGCAGAGGGUUGCGACAAAUUAGAGUCUUUCGAUGUCAGCCAAUGCAAGAAUCUCACGCCAUGGCUUGAAGCUGGAGGGCAAUCUAAAUACGCAAAACGAAUCAGCUUCGAAACCGUCGCUAUAGAUGGGAAAGUUUUCCGCUGA